Cuscuta epithymum is the source of this 905-nucleotide messenger RNA. The record is from the annotation of a GenBank genome assembly. Lineage: Eukaryota; Viridiplantae; Streptophyta; Magnoliopsida; Solanales; Convolvulaceae.
CUUAAUUACAUGUACUUUUUCAACAAUAUUGUUCUUUAGAGAAUAAAUUUUUAUAAGUUCAAUCCAAAGAAUGGUGGGUGCAAGAAGCCAAAUAGGCAACCGACAUGUUCACAAAAUCCAAAAACAUGGAAUGAUAGACCUCAUAAAAUCUAUAGCUGCUGCGGCGGCGAAUCAAGGACAUGGACAAAAGCCUUUUUAUGUACUAGACUUGGGGGCUCUUGAUAGGGCUAUGGAUAAAUGGGAACUUUGUUUAUCCCAAGUUAAGCCCUUCUAUGCUGUGAAAUGCAAUAGUGAUCCCACUUUUCUUGCUGCUCUUGCCAUGCUAGGUGCCAAUUUUGACUGCGCUAGUCAAGGGGAGAUGGAGGCGGUUCUCCGACUCGGCAUCCCCCCAAACCGUAUCAUUUACGCCAACCCCUGUAAGGCCGCCGCACAUAUUGAGUAUGCGGCCGCCGUUGGGGUAAACCUCGCCACCUUCGACUCCAUGAUGGAGCUUGAGAAGAUGAAGAAGUGGCACCCCAAAUGCAACCUCUUGUUGAGGAUCAAGGCCCCGAAUGACGGCCAUGGCUCACUCCGACCGCUCGGUAAAAAAUUUGGGGCCUUGACGGAGGAAGUCGAGCCACUACUCCAAUAUGCGGUUGUAGCCGGGAUCCGGGUUGUCGGAGUCUCGUUUCACGUUGGGUCUAUAGCACAAGACCCCAUCAUCUACCGCCAUGCCAUUGCAGCCGCGAGGGCGGUGUUUGAUGUGGCGGCUAAGCUCCGGAUGCCAGCCAUGCACAUACUUAACAUCGGGGGUGGUUUUAGGGCGGGGACACAACUAUUCGAACACAUUUCUAACACAAUAAACAGUGCAAUCCAAGAUUAUUUCCCUAAAGAUAUCCCAAUUGUGAUCGCCGAGCCAGGAAGGU